AAUCAUUUUUCACGGGUUGUUGACACGGGUAGAUCACAGCCGGUUGUGAAAGUGCUUCGUGAUGUAAAAUUAAUCAUAAUUAACUGCCGGAAAUAAGUAGUGAUUAUUUAGGAAUUAGAAUUAAAAGCAAUACUGUAGCAAUACUAUAUGCAUUUAAGAUUAUUGUGUAAUAAGUAUUAUUAUACAUAAAAAUACAAAAAAAAUUGUGGAAAUAAGCGUCUGUCACGAAUAUAAGCAAUCUUGACAAAGUCGACAGUUAAAUCUUAUCAUAUUUAACUAGAAUUUUAUAAAGAAUUAUUUUCAAAGUUAUAUUCGUGUAUGUGAUAGAAAAAUUGUGCUGCUAGAAAAAAGAAGAUACGAAACACUAAAAAUACAUCUUAUGAGGAAAAAUGGUUUCGUGCACAUGGUGACACCUCUGAUAAAAAAAAUAAUAUAUAAAAACAUGAUAAAUAUAAAAAAUAUAUGAAUGACAAUGGGCUGAAAUACAUUAAAUUGUAAAACUCUCAUCAUUUUUAUAAAAGAGAGGAAAUAAGUCAUGGCAACAGUAGAAGAAAAGAAACGAGUUGGUGGCUCAAAAGUUUCAGCCAUUGCAAAUAUCUUCCAGUCAAAACCACAAUUGGAUAAUCUAAGUCAUAGGACAAAUAAUAUUCUAUCAGAUGGUUUCAAGGAACCAGCUGUGCCUUUAAAAGAAUCUCCAACACAAGUUACAGUUGUGAGAACUGAAAGUCAUGUAGCUCGAUUUAAUAAUGCACGUGCACUUUUUGAAAAACUUGGAGAAGAAAAUAAACCAAAUAAACCGGUGGAUAGGAUUACAAAGCCUAGUAAUUUACAUGGCUUAAGAUCACGUUCUAGCUCUGCAAAUUCUGGAUCAGGUUGUACAUCUCCAGCUAGAUCACCACGUCCUAGAUCACCAUCACCUCCAGGAACCAGAGAUCACUUGAGCAAUUGGAGUGCAAGUGUACCAACCUUAAAUGCUGAAAGACAUUUUGAAAAUGGUCACAAUCAUGGUUUAGAUAAUAUACCAGAUAAACAUAAAUCACGAACAGGAUUAGGGAAAUUUGACAAAAAUUAUGGCAAAGAAAAUCGUUUGGAUGAUCGACCGGAAAAACCAGAAAAACCAGAAAGAAGAUUGAAUUCAAAAGAAUUAAUUGAAAAGCAAAAAAAUUGGACUAGUCAUUUUUCAAAAACAAGACCAAGUAGAUACAAUUCAGACCCAAAUAGAUCUUUAGUUCAAAGUUCAUUAAAUCAGAGUGCAAAUAAAAUAAAUGUUGAAACUGCUUCUGUAGGACAUUUACAAAAUACUACAAAUACUGAUAAUGAAACAAAAAGAUCAGCAGAUAUUUCUGCUAAUCCAGCCACAAGAUCUGCAAGCUUUUGUUCUGUUAGAUCAUCAGUUAUAUCUCCACCUCCACCACCACCACCAACAAGAAACUCUUCUACUUCAAAUACAAAAAAAGAAAGACCAGCUAGUAUAGCAGCAGUAUCUCCUCCAGAUAUUCCUAGUAGUCCAGAAUAUGCUACCAUAAAUAAAUAUUUUGAUACUUCAUCAACAAUACCUGAAUAUGCAGUUGUACAAAAAAGUACAAAUAUACAAAAUAAAAAUUUCCAAAAAAAUCAAGAACAACGAGAAAUUUCAAAAAAUAUUUCCAGUCCUAUGUUAGAAAAAACACAAGAUGUGUCUAUGCCAGAAUAUGCAGUAGUGCAGAAAAAUACUACAGCAAAAAUACAUUGCCGAAAUGCUGAUACAUCAAAAAAUAGUUCAACACAUCAUUCAAAAAAUAUUAACAAUGCUGAAAGUAGUUUAUCUCUUAAAAGUACUUUUGCAAGUUCAAGUAUUGAUAUUUAUUCACAAACAAAAUCACAUAUUUCCUCCUGUGAAAAAAAUUCUGACAUAUCUAGUCCAACACGAAGUAUGUCUAUAGAAAAUAUUAUUAGUAUGACUGUAGAAAGUAAAACAAAAAAAGAUAGCGAUUUACUUGAUGCUUCUGAAUAUCUAAACUAUCCUUCAAACGUUAUACGUUCACCACCUAAAACAUCUGAGUGGAGAAAUGAAUGGUUAGCCAAAAAUGAUGAAAUUUUAAAGAAAGCUACAGAUUUAAAAUGUGCCAGAGAAGAAAUGGAAAUUAAAAGCGAAGUUAUAAGAUCUGAUCCACGACCAGAUUGGGCAAGACCAUGUAUAAAUACAAUGAGAAAAAAAGAUAGUUUAUCAGAAGAAAAAAAAGUGGAACCGUCAAAAUCUCCGGAUCCGGAAUUGAGACCACCUUCUGGAGGUACGGAUAGUGCAUCUUCUAGUAUGAGCUCUCCUAGCUCUCCUUCUAAGGAUAGUAAAGAAGAGAAGGCAGAUAAGGAAAUGUCAGAAAAGUUUCAAACUGGUCGUAACAGUUAUGAUUUACAACAUGAAGAACAAGAAAAACCUGCAGCAUAUAUGGAAUCUAUUGCUGAAAAGGAUAGUUUAGAAAAAAAUUCAAAAUUCAAUGAAUCAGAUACUACUACAGUUAUUCGACGAUCUCAUGUACGUGUUGAUCUUCAAGCUGCUGGUCUGGGACCACGACCACCAUCUGUUGUCAGCUCAGAUCAAGAAUACCCACCUUUAGAACAUAAGGAUAUACCAAUACCUUCGCCAUAUGUAAAGAAAAUACAACAAAAUCAAGAAAUUUCUUCUCAAAACAAUGAAAUUAAACCACAAGUAAAAAUAAAUAUAGAAGAAAAUACAUUAAUAAAAAUUGAUUCAGCAAAAAGUUGCCAUAAUAAAAUAUCUCAAGAAAGUAACCAAGAUUAUAUACGAAUAAAUUCAAUGAAUACAGAACAAAAUCAAAAUAUAAUUUUAGAUAAUAAGUCAAAAUCAAAUAUUAACAAUGAAAAACAUACAUUUUCUGAAACUGUAUAUCAAAAAACAGUAUCCAAUGCCAAAAAUGAUCAAAUUAAAAUCUCUGUACGUGAAAAGCUAGCAAAAAAUAAAGAAGAAGUCUCUGGAAAACGUUCAAGUUUUGCUGAAAUAGAUAAUAAAGUAGAUCAAAUAGAAAAAGUUAGUUUAAAUACAAGUCAAUGUUCAAUGGUUUCAAAUGUUCAUAAUACUGAGAAUUCAUCUGAAAAAUUGAAUGACAAAGAAACUGAAUUAAAUGAUGUUUCAUUACACUCAGAAAAUAUAUCUAAAUUUAUAUCAAAAACAAAUAAUAAGAAGGAAUUUAUAACAUUAGCAGGUGAUGCAGUAUCAUCACCUAAAUCCAAUUCUCAAACAAUAAGUAAUAUUCUAAAUAAAAGUACAGAAGAAUUAAAUCAACCACAAACAACAUGGGAACAAGAAAAACAAAAGGCUGAACUGGCAAAAUUGAGAUUACAGGAAAAUACUUUUACAAAUACAAUUCAACAAGUUAAUAUGUCUCAAAAUGUAUCACCUGCUAUUGUAACUUUGCAUCAUACAGAAAAGAAACAAUUAAACGAACAUAUUAUAUCUGAAAGUAGUAUUCAUGAUGAUAGUGAUUCUAGUGAUACUAAAACUAUUACAAAUCUGGAGCAUAUAUCAGCAAUGGAUGCAAAAAAUACCAUGGAACGUAUUAAUUCUAAAACUGUUAUAGAAAAUUUUUCUAAAGCUACUACAAAUCAAACAAUUCCUGUAACACCAGACACUAUGACAGCUGAUGAAGCAGAAAAUUUAUUAAGUUCACGCAUCCUAGAGAAAAAAAUAAGACAAGGAUCAGCUUUAUUAUCAGACGAAGAAGCUCAAGAAAUAGCAAGAUUAUUAUCACCUACUACACAUGCUGAAGUUGUAAGUGAAGAAUCUAUUGAUAAAAAUAAAGAAAUUGAUAAAGAGAGGGAAAAGGAUGAUCAAGAUAACACACCAGAUUGGCUUUCUGAUGUCUUGUCUGCUCCUGAUACCAGUCUUAUUAAUAGCACCACUAAUGAUUAUAGUUUGUCUCAUAGAUCACGUAGCGAUUUAACGAUAGACUCGUUAACAGAGAGUCAAGUGGGUUCUGUAACAGGUAGUGAAAGUGGUUUACUUGGAUCUGUUAAUAGUUUGAAUGAUACUUACGAAAUUAACGAUGAUACAGAAACAGAACAUCAAGAUGAAUAUGUUCCUCCAACACCAGGCAAAGUUAUAUUGGUUGAAAAUGGUGUACAUUAUUUUGAAGAUGGUCAUUUUUGGAUGGAAGUUGCAGGAAUACCAGAAUCAGACGAUGAGAAAGAUGAUUAUCCAACAAAUAUACCCAUUAAAAAAAUGUCUAAAGUUUCAUUUGAUACGAAACCAAUGAGAGUUUAUUCAACACAUUCAGUAAAUGAAUACGAUCGACGAAAUGAAGAUGUAGAUCCUGUUGCUGCUAGUGCAGAGUAUGAACUUGAGAAACGAGUUGAAAAAAUGGAGGUAUUUCCAGUAGAGCUUAUGAAAGGUCCAGAAGGUCUUGGUUUAAGUAUUAUUGGAAUGGGUGUUGGUGCAGAUGCAGGGCUAGAAAAAUUAGGUAUAUUUGUUAAAACAAUCACAGAAAAAGGAGCAGCUGCACGAGAAGGCAGAAUACAAGUAAACGAUCAAAUCGUUGAAGUGGAUGGUAAAUCUCUAGUUGGAGUCACACAAGCAUAUGCAGCUAGUGUUCUUCGUAAUACUUCAGGACUCGUACGUUUUGUAAUUGGUAGAGAACGUGAUCCAAAUUCAGAAGUGGCUAUGCUAAUUCGACAAAGUCUUCAAGCAGAUAAAGAAAGAGAACAAGCUAACUCUGCUAGAAAACUUAAUUUCUCGGAUGCUUCACCUGAUAGUCAACGAGGCAGUGAAGAUAUUUCUGUUGGAGGUAUGGGAGGAAUACCAGGUUCUCCAGCUAUGUCAUCGUGUUCGGAAGGGGAACCUCCUCAAAGUCCUAUAGAAAAUUAUUUACCUUCUGGUCGCAGUAGAUCUCCUAUUAUCAGUUCAUCAAUGCCACCACAUACAUCUGCCACAACGCAAAGUGAUGUUGACAGUUUAAGAUUGCUUUUACAAGAGAGUCAGUAUAAACUAGCAUUAGCAGAUGGAGAGGUGGAAAAACUCAAAGCUAAGCUUGUAGACUUAGAAAAUAGUGGAGCUGGAAGCGAAGAAUAUGCAGCAAAAUUGCGCGAAUCUGGUUUACGACUUCAUGAAUCUGAAAGAGCUUUAGGCACUGCUAAACAAGAUUUAGUAACGGCACGAGAAAUGCUCUCUCAAGCAACAGCACAAAACGCUGCUUUACAACAAAAAUAUGCUCGAGCCAGAAGAGCAGCUCGCGAAUUACGCACAGAUAUCGCUGCUAGAGAUGAAUUUUAUCAACAAUUAUUACAGGAAAAAGAUACAGAAUAUAAUGCUCUUGUUAAAAGUUUAAAAGAUAGGGUAAUUACAUUGGAAGUAGAACUAACAGAAACACAACGGAGAUUUGGAUUACCAGUAAGAUUGCCUUAUGAUGGAACUACGGCUAGAAUUGUUACACCACAGUUGUCGCGCCGACAAUUACCUCCCCCUCCUUCAUCAACUAGUUGUCAACUUUCAGAUACAGAAACAGAUCUUAGUAGUCCGGAUGAUGGUGAUAAAACAGCAACAGUUGAAAGAAAAUUACCGCUUCCAUUGCCAGUCAAGGAAGAAUUAGAUCGAGCAGUACCUGCACAUCGACUACUUGACAAUUCAGCUGGAAAAAGUAAAGCUGAACUUGCUAGUAGAGGAGGACUCGCAAAUCGACAACUCCCUAAACGAUCUGGCGGUCUUAGUAAUAGUAGUUCUGAUUAUGGUUUGGAUGAAUCAGGUGACAAUACUGAUGAGGAUUCAUCUUCUAAAUUACUUUCACAGGACACAAGUAGCAGAUCACCAAACGAUUUAACAUCAAAACAAUCAAAUUUGAGUUCCUAUUCUAGUAGUUCUUCAAUUAGUUCAUUGAAAAGUAAACAUAUGGAACCUACGCAUCCGACAACAAUUCGACAACAUAGUACUAUUAGUUCACAAGUUAGAGCUAUGACAGAACAAAGUUGGCCACAAUCUCAAAAAAAUUUAACUGGACCACCAGCAUCAUUUGCAGAGCAGUUAAAACAAGUUUUAGCAGAAAGAGAAAGACGGCUUGGUGGAAAUGACAUAUCUUCAUCGAGAGAAAGUUCUGGAGACUUUAGUGAUUUAAAUAAUCCACAUUCUAGUGAUCCAACUUUAGUUACUCAUCAUUUAGUAGAAGAAAUACGACAAGCUGUAAAUGAAGCCAAUCAAAGAGUAAAAAAAGCCACUAUUCCUUCAUCAAAUUUAAUUGGUAGCAGUACACCUUGGCAUCAUCCAGGUAGUUCACCAUCUAGUCUUUCUUCUGGUGGAUCAGUGAGCCCACCUGCUGUUGAUCCUAGUCCAUCUAAAACAGAUACGAGUGAAGUUUGGUUGCCUCCUCAUCCAAGUGAAUUUGGUUUAGGUGACAAAAAGUCUCACUUUUGGCAGAAUGCACCAGUUACUGAUUGGUCCAAAGAACAAGUUUGUCAAUGGUUAUCAGGAAUUGGUUUGGAACGUUAUGCAUCACGCUUUCUGGAAACUGGAAUUAAUGGUGGAAACCUUUUAAGACUUGAAUCUCGUGAUCUCAAAGCUUUUGGUAUUUGUGGAGAAGAAAAAUCACAUUUGAAACGUAAAUUGAAAGAACUUAGAGCACAGGCAGACCGGGAACGCAAAGAAAGAAAAGAAAUAGAACGAAUGCGACGAAAAGCAGAAAAAGCAGCACGAAAAAAAUAGUUCGUGCGUAUAUUAAUGUACUUAUGUCCUUUAUAAAAUGCAAUAACUUUGCACAAAAAA
This is a messenger RNA of Apis dorsata (giant honeybee), 6742 nucleotides long. RefSeq lists its product as uncharacterized. Gene Ontology annotation, molecular function: actin filament binding. Gene Ontology annotation, biological process: actin filament organization; neuron projection development; calcium-mediated signaling. Gene Ontology annotation, cellular component: dendrite; postsynaptic density; cytoplasm. The transcript is spliced from 19 exons. The record is from RefSeq and is a predicted model, not a curated record. Bases 536 to 6682 code for a protein of 2048 amino acids. NCBI's taxonomy places the organism in Eukaryota, Metazoa, Arthropoda, Insecta, Hymenoptera, Apidae.